Messenger RNA from Ostertagia ostertagi, 1038 nucleotides. NCBI's taxonomy places the organism in Eukaryota, Metazoa, Nematoda, Chromadorea, Rhabditida, Trichostrongylidae. The record is from the annotation of a GenBank genome assembly.
AUGCUAUUGUCCGUUGCGCUGGGCUGCUCCUCUAAAACAGACCGGACAAAUAGUGAAACCAAUAAGCAGGCAUUAGCGCCCACCAUUAUAUCAGACCAGGUGGGUUAUGAUACCGAUGAUCCUGCCAUCUGGAUCAACCCGGCUGAUGCCGCUCAAAGCCUUAUUGUGGGCACGGAUAAAAACAGCGAGGGCGGGCUGUAUGUGUUUAACCUGGCUGGAAAAAUCGUCAAUAAAAUAACCGGCUUAAAACGCCCUAACAAUGUAGAUAUCGCCUACGGACUGAACAUGAACGGGCAGCCCACCGAUAUUGUAGUGCUUACGGAACGCGAAACCGGCAAGAUCCGCAUCUACAGUAUGCCCGGACUACAACCGCUGGACAAUGGUGGCAUCGCGGUAUUUGAGGGAGAGGCGGAACAUUUUCCGAUGGGCAUAGCCCUGUACACAAGACCGUCCGACCAUGCCAUAUUUGCCAUCGUAGGCCGCAAGUCGGGACCAUCAGAUGGUUAUCUCUGGCAGUAUGAAUUAAAGGACAAUGGAAGUGGAACAAUCGCCGCCACCAUAGUACGCAAAUUCGGAAAAUACAGCGGCAAGAAAGAGAUUGAAUCAAUUGCUGUUGACAAUGAGCUUGGUUAUGUUUAUUACUCCGAUGAGCAAUAUGGUAUUCAUAAAUAUUAUGCAGCACCGGAUAAGGGAAACGAAGAGCUGGCAUUGUUCGGGCAAAAGGAUUUCCAGGAAGACAUAGAAGGCAUCUCCAUUUACAAACAUGCUGAUGGCACGGGUUAUCUCUUGGUAUCCAACCAGCAGGCCAACAGCUUUAAUAUCUAUCCAAGGGAAGGCAGCCCGGCGGAUGUAAAUAAGCACCUGGUAAUCACUUCCAUUCCGUUCUCCACACUUGAAAGUGAUGGCUCUGAAGUUACCAGUACUGCAUUGGGAGCCCAAUUUCCUAAGGGCCUGUUCGUAGCCAUGACCAAUGGAAAAGCCUUUCACUUUUAUGACUGGCAAAUGAUACAGGCACGUAUUCCGGUGCCCGCAAAAUAA